Messenger RNA from Erigeron canadensis, 1133 nucleotides. RefSeq names its product RNA-binding protein 28. The record is from RefSeq and is a predicted model, not a curated record. Gene Ontology annotation, cellular component: cytosol. Bases 76 to 984 code for a protein of 302 amino acids. The transcript is spliced from 4 exons. Lineage: Eukaryota; Viridiplantae; Streptophyta; Magnoliopsida; Asterales; Asteraceae. Gene Ontology annotation, molecular function: mRNA binding.
UACAACUCCCUUAUCAAAAACAGAGAGAAGAGAAGAGGUUGGGGUUUUACACAAAACUUUCUUCUUGUUAGAAAAAUGGCGUUACUUCGUUUUGUAUGUUUUCCUUCUUCAACUGCCUUCUUCUCAUCAUCAUCUAACCAACAAAACCCCCACCAUUUCUUAUUCCAACACAAUAAUAAUUCUAUAUCUAUACCUUCUUCUACUUGUUCACUACAACCCAAUCGCUUCUUUAUCAAAUCAUCACCACCACCUCCUAAUUUCCAAAUACAUUCAUCCGCCGCCACAACACAAGCUGACAACUCAACUUCACAACAACAACAACAAGAAGAAGAGUUUUCGAAAACAAGAUUGUUAGCUCAAAAUGUGAAUUGGACAUGUACUGCUGAUGAUAUCCGCCCUCUAUUCGAAAAGUAUGGUACUGUUGUUGAUAUUGAGGUUUCAAUGUUCAGCAAAACCAAAAACCGAGGUUUAGUGUUUGUUUCCAUGGGUUCGCAUGAGGAAGCAUUGGCAGCUUUUACAAAUCUUCAAUCGUAUGAAUUUAUGGGGAGACCUCUAAACCUCACUUGGGCAAAGCCUAAGAAGACAAAAACACCUUCUGCCCCUGCACAACCAAGGACAGUUCCUGUACACAACUUAUUUGUUGCAAAUUUACCAUAUCAAGCAAGAUCGAAAGACCUAAAGGAGCUCUUCAGUGCUGAAAAUCCUAAUGUUGUAUCUGCGGAGAUUAUAUUUAAAGAAAACCCACGAGGUUCUGCUGGUUAUGGUUUUGUCUCGUUUAAUACUAAGCAGGAGGCCGAGGAUGCUCUUUCUGCUUUUCAAGGGAAGGUGUUUAUGGGAAGGGCUAUUCGAGUCUCACCUAGUAAACAAUUUCUUAGGCAAGCUACAAAAAAGGCACUUGCAUCAAAGGAUGAAUCAACCAAAUCAGAACCUGAAGGAGAGAAAGCACAAACAGCUGAAGUUGGAACUCAAUCGCUUGACCAAUAGGUCUGGAUUUUAAUUGUCCCCAAUUUUGUUUUAGUAUAUUAGAUUGUUAAAGUUAUGAUAGUAAACAUGGGGUUAAUUCCUUUAAGAUGUUGUAACGAAAAUGGAGGCUAUCUGCAAAAAAAAAUAAAAAAUAGUGUUAUUAUUGUGUA